Molecule: messenger RNA, 603 nt
Organism: Cryptomeria japonica (Japanese cedar)
Lineage: Eukaryota; Viridiplantae; Streptophyta; Pinopsida; Cupressales; Cupressaceae
Product: abscisic acid 8'-hydroxylase CYP707A2-like
Exons: 5
Coding region: 1-603 (200 amino acids)
Biological process (GO): sterol metabolic process; brassinosteroid biosynthetic process; brassinosteroid homeostasis
Molecular function (GO): heme binding; iron ion binding; oxidoreductase activity, acting on paired donors, with incorporation or reduction of molecular oxygen
Source: RefSeq, a predicted model, not a curated record
AUGGAUAGGAGAAGAAAGGGUCUGGAAGCCAAGGAUGAUUUCAUUCAAUCAAUGAUUUCAAAAGAUGGGCUUCCUCAAGAAGAUCGAUUGACUGACUUGCAAAUCAAAGAUAAUUGUCUUGCUCUUCUUAUUGCAGGUUUUGCCACAACAGGAGCAGCUCUCACAUGGUCAGUGAAAUUUCUAGAGGAAAAUCCUUGUGCAAAAGAAAGACUCAUGGAAGAGUACAAGAGGAUUGAUGAGAAGAAGGUUGGAUCAAAAGUAACUAAAUUGACAUGGGAUGACAUUCACCAGAUGCCUUACACUACAAAGGUUAUAUUAGAGACAUUAAGAAUGUCAAACCCAGUUCAAUGGAGUACUCGUAGCGUUCUUCAAGACUUUUCUUUGCAAGGUUUUACCAUUCGAAAAGAUUGGAUUCUUGCAAUCGAUCAUUGUGGUCUUCAUUACGAUUCUGAUAUUUUUCCAAAUCCAACAAAGUUCAAUCCUUCCAGAUUUGAUGUGGAUGUUGGGAAUAAGGAAGUGGAACACUACGAUAUGUGGGUAUGGGAGCUGAUUGGGAUACAAAUGGAAGACUCACAAAAUGAGGUAUAUACGAAUUCUGAUUAA